UCCGCCUCCGCGCUGCUCCUGCUGCUGCUUCUCCUUCUCCGGGCUGAACCGGGGGGCGCCGAGCUCACCUUCGAGCUGCCUGACAACGCCAAGCAGUGCUUCCACGAGGACGUGGAGCAGGGCGUGAAGUUUUCCCUGGAUUACCAAGUCAUCACUGGAGGCCACUACGAUGUUGACUGCUAUGUGGAGGACCCCCUGGGGAACACCAUCUACAGGGAAACCAAGAAGCAGUAUGACAGCUUCACGCACCGGGCUGAGGUCAAGGGCGUUUAUCAGUUUUGCUUCAGUAAUGAGUUUUCCACCUUCUCUCACAAGACCGUCUACUUUGACUUUCAAGUGGGCGACGAGCCCCCCAUUCUCCCAGACAUGGGGAAUAGGGUCACAGCUCUCACCCAGAUGGAAUCUGCCUGUGUGACCAUCCAUGAGGCUCUGAAGACGGUGAUUGACUCCCAGACGCAUUACCGGCUCCGGGAGGCCCAGGACCGGGCCCGGGCCGAAGACCUGAAUAGCCGAGUCUCUUACUGGUCUGUCGGUGAGACGAUCGCCCUGUUCGUGGUCAGCGUCAGCCAGGUGCUGCUGCUGAAAAGCUUCUUCACAGAGAAACGGCCCGUCAGCAGGGCGGUCCACUCCUAGUGGGGCGCUCUGCUCCCGGCCCCGCGCUCCCCAGGAUGGAGCAGCUCCUCGAGGUCACAGGCUCCUGGGGGCUGGUGGGCACAGCCCAGGGUGUGGGGGCAGAGCUGCCUGGAGGAGCGCAGGGUGAUGUGCCCUCACCUGCUCUCUAUUCAGAUGCCUGGUCCUCGUCCGGCAGCCUCAGCUCCUAGAACCCCGUACUUGGAGGGCAUCUGGCUGCCUUAUGUGUGUGACGCUGGGCAAAGAAGGGACCCCCAGGCUGGGGACUGGCCACCGUGGGAGGCAGGCAGGCGGCCAUCCAGUGGCCUGGCUGGUAGGAGGAGCCCCACGUGCCCAGGCCUCCAGGCGGCAGCUCAGGGCUUUGUCUCUGCUCCGUGACACACGGCCCGCUUGGCUUGUGUGUGUCCUAACCCGGGCAGGGAAGACGGGGCCCUCUGUCUGGCCUGUUCUCCCGCGGAGCAGUACCUGUGGAAACGAGGCCCUGAAGCGGCUUUGCAGGGGUCCCCACCCCAGGCGGGCCAUGGCAUCAGCCCUGCAGGCAGGAACAACAUGGUGGCUGGGUGCCUUGGUUGGCUGCGUAUCUCCUGGGAGGCAGGACUCUGGCUAAUAAAAACCACGUGUGAGCACCACGGA
Messenger RNA from Vicugna pacos (alpaca), 1263 nucleotides. RefSeq names its product transmembrane p24 trafficking protein 3 (gene TMED3). NCBI's taxonomy places the organism in Eukaryota, Metazoa, Chordata, Mammalia, Artiodactyla, Camelidae. The record is from RefSeq and is a predicted model, not a curated record.